Xenopus laevis (African clawed frog) is the source of this 4217-nucleotide messenger RNA. RefSeq names its product von Willebrand factor A domain containing 1 S homeolog (gene vwa1.S). Gene Ontology annotation, cellular component: basement membrane. The transcript has 6 exons. The record is from RefSeq and is a predicted model, not a curated record. Lineage: Eukaryota; Metazoa; Chordata; Amphibia; Anura; Pipidae. Bases 464 to 1954 code for a protein of 496 amino acids.
GGACCUGGUGGAAUCUGUCCUUUCCUACAGAGGGAGUGUAUUAAUAAGUGUGUAGAAGUUUUGUUUCUUUUCGCUCACUCUACUCUCUAGAACAUGUGCACAGACACAGGGCACAACCUUGGGUUAGAUCUGAUCUUGCCACGCUAAGAAGGCACCGGUGCUGCUCUGAAUUGCCCAGAAGAAGAAAAACACAUUCCUGCCCUCACAUGGUUAAACCUGCAAGAAAGGGAAACUUAACUGCAGAACUGGAUGUUGCUGGCUUUUGGCAGGGCAGCUGCACUGGAACUGGUGUCAGGCUUACAAGAAGAAUUGAGCCUGUCUGGUUAAUACCCCCAAGGGAUGACUGAGUAGGAUGCAGGGGAAGAGUCCCUUAUUGCUGCAUAUGCACCCUAGAAGUUAGUAUGCCUGGCUGGAGAAGUUGGAGCACCAGAGAUAAAGUUACUCUGCCUGCACUGUCUCUGCUAUGAUUGUCUGUCUAGUACUUUAUCUGCAUUACCUCUUCCUGGCUGCUGUAGCCCAGUCCAUACCUGAUGCAGACCACGCCGGCUUUGUUCCUGACUCAGAAGGUGACCUUAUCUUCCUCUUAGACAGUUCAGGAAGUGUUUCAUAUUAUGAGUUUGCCAAGGUCAGAGAGUUUAUUGGUAACCUCCUGCGACCAUUCAACUUUGGCCCAAAAGAUGUGCAAGCCAGCAUUGUGCAUAUCAGCACCAAACCUGUUCUGGAAUUCCCCUUCAAUCAAUAUGCUUCUAGCCAAGAGAUCCAAAGAGCCAUACAGAAUAUCAAGCAGCAAAUGGGAGACACGAAUACAGGCAAAGCUCUUUCUUACAUAAAGGAGAACCUCUUUGAAGAGAGGAGCGGGUCUAGGGCAGAGGUUCCAAAGGUCAUGGUGUGGGUUACAGAUGGCUUGUCCACUGAUGACAUUUCUCAACCCAUGCAGCUCUUGAAGGAUAUGGGUGUUACAGUAUUUAUUGUAAGCACCGGCAGAGGGAACUAUUUGGAGCUGUCAGCAGCAGCCAGCAAACCAUCUGACACUCAUCUUCACUUUGUAGAUGUUGACGACCUUCAUAUAAUUACCAAGGAGCUUCGAGACUCUAUCAUUGAAUUGAUACGAGCAAGGCGACUGCAUGCUCAGGAUAUAACAACCACAAGCUUUAGGCUAACGUGGCCAAGGCUCUUGUCCAGAGAGACUGGCUAUUACCUGUUGGAGCAUAAACUUGUGUCUAACCCAGAGAGGAAGUUAAGCCAAACCUUGUCUGGAGAUCAGACUGGUAUUACUCUUCAUAACUUAACCCCAGAUACUGCCUAUCAGGUGACACUGCUCCCUGAAUCUAAUGUUCAAUAUAUCCAACCUCAGACCAUCCAGGUCUCCACUUUGCCAGAGAUGAUUAGCCCAACUCAGAUAUUAAUAUCCGAACCAAGCAGUCACAGUUUUCGUGUAAGUUGGGGGCCAACCCUUGACAGCGUGGCUGGAUAUGAAAUCCAGUAUGGCCCGCUUCCGAGCAAUGCGGUUCAGACAGUGGAUGUAGACCGCAGCCAUAAUAGUACUGUCCUGGAAAACCUCAAAUCCAACACCACUUACUUGGUUACUGUGACUGCCUUGUACAAAUCUGGAGGGGAGAAGGCAUUAUCCGCCAUCGCUUGCACAGAAGAAAAUGACAACAUCCGGUAUCUACAUCUGGAAGACCUCGGUUCUGAUAAAGUAAAGGCGACAUGGAGCACUGCUGAAGGAGAAGUGCAGGGUUACCUUAUAAAGUGCCAGCGACAAGUUGGCUCUUUAUCAGAAGUUAGUGUGGGGCCCCAAGCUGAUAGCGUCAUUCUAAAUGAUAUGGAAGCAGGAACUACAAGCAAGAUCUGCGUUAUACCAGUUUAUGCAAAUGGAUCGGGAAAGAACUUGUGCAAGACUGUUAAGACACAACCAGUAACACGUGCAAAGGACUACCCUAGGACUAAGUGAUGUUAGGAGACUAUUGCAUCAAUAUCCCUAUAAGCUAAAGAUCCUAUGAAGAUGUAGGUGCUAACAAAAGGAACAAGUGAAGAGGUUGCUGCUGUAUCUUUAUCACUCAGAAAAGAAAAGCAUGGCACUGUGCCACAGGCCUUUCCUGCUAGUUGGGUUCAAUUGACCUGAAAGUCUUGACACUGCACAUAAUGUCACACUUGCAAGCAAAAUCUGUGAUCUCUAGGGAGCAUCUUGACCAAAAUAUGUUGAUAAGGAACCUAUAAAGUUGGAUUUGUCUGAGAUUCCAAACAAGCGCAUUUCAUCUUUGGCGCAAGAACUGGGAUUGGAAUGGAAGGUCAAGGCUCCAAACACAUUUCAUCUUUCCCUUUUGUGCAAAAAACUGGGAAGGGAAUGGAAGGAAAUAUAAAUUUUUAUUUGCAGGAAGCCAUAGUAGGGAACACUACUUUAUGACAGACUACCAACAUCCCUAAUAUCAUUCUUGCCUAGGAGAACACUGUACUUGUACAUGACCAACUGCAAAUAAGUAUUUUAGUAUUUCAUUCCAAUGGACAAAGUUCUCUGUGCCUGCCUCAACUUCAUAACUAGAGUUACAGAAAGGAGUGACACAGUUUGAUUGUGAUAAGCUUAUAAGCAUUUGUCAUGGGCACAGUGUACUUUAAGAUGAACAGUAUGUAAUGCACUGGCUCAGGGGCAGAGGAUCCCAGGUUAUGAAUUCCAGAUGUUUGCAACUUUUGAAGUUUUAUAGGUCUGUAUAGAUGCUAGUGCACAUGGGGGAGGAAGGGCAACUUGGCACUGUUGGUGAAUCGUGACAGAGAAUCCACCAUUUUUUAUAGAACCCCACCCCUACAAUCAGACAGGCUAAAAGUAAAAGUUCAGGCUGAGAUUCCAGAUAUGUUUACCCAUCAGUGUGACAUAUCUGUUUGAUGACCUGAGCUUAAAAGAUAUAUUUGGCAAGUAGUGGUUGUCAUCACUGCAUAUAAGUAGGUGUAUUAGAGGCCAUACACCUUACAUACAGUAGCUUCACUUAUUCACUUGUACAAUGAUGCUUCAGCCAGAGAGCUAGAGUCAAUUGAACUGGUCAGGUCACUGAAUGCUUGUGAAGGCCUGGAUAGGUAAACAUAUUUAUGUAGGAUGUGGAAGACCAGUGGUGUAACUAGAUGUUACUGGGCCCCACAGCAAAUUAUUUUUCAGGCCCCCAAAAUAUCUAGAGAUUGACCUGUUUUACCAAUAUUUAUUAAAAUUGUAUAUGAAUUAGGGCCUCAUGUGGCCCCAAUACUUCCUGGGCCCCCUGCAACGGCAGGGUCUGUAGAAGACAAUAGGUUGUAGAAGACAACAUGAAUGUGUCUUGAAGGCAACUGGCCAUUCCAAUUAGAGGCUAUAUAUCUUGACUAACCACCAUCUUGGAAAAGAAAGGGAAAUUGUUCUUUUUCCUCAACUCUGUAGCUAGAGCUGAACUUUGACCAGCAGGAGAAAUUUCUCAGCUCUAACAUGCAGGAUGCAUCACAAGCUAAAUGCCUCAAGUCUCUUCAGCUCAGUAUCAUCAAUUGUCAAUAACAGGAGAUGCCAUUGAUCUCUUUGGCUCACACUAGGUUCAGUGUUACUAACAAGACAUACUCAAACUCUUAUUCCUGGUAUUAAUUAUUUAUAAAGGAAAAUAAGCUUCACUGGACUCAUUGGACAGACACAAGUGGGUAGUUGAUCAAGGAGGUGCAUUAUUAAUGUUUACACAAAAAUGCCACUGCUGUUAACACUUUUCUUUUGCCACUGUAAGAUAUUUUCCACUCAGAAAUAGUAGUUUCUGCAAGGCCUCAAAGUUUUGAGGAGCGGCACCAAGCAAGCACUAGGUGGACGUGGAUUAAAUGGACACACAAGUAUGGUUUGAUGGUGACGUAGCUUACCGUCUCAGACUGUGGUCCUGUAUGUACGUACUUGCAGUUCUAGCCUUGUGUGGCGGACUGUGUCUUUUUGUCUCAUAAUGUAUAGUUCAGAAAACAAAGAGCCUAUAUUAAUGCUAAUGUCACAGCCUACUUGCAUUCUCACUGUUAAUAACACACAAGAUUAUUGUUAAUUUUGCUUGAUAUUAUUGAGGCACAUCUCCUUGCUUUUAUUAGACUGACUGUAUAUUCCCUUGCAGCAUUCCAUUCAUUGUUUUCUAUUAUGACUUUUUUAUUGCUUCUAACCCUGACAUUUUAUUAUUUCACAGCAGAAAUAAUAUUGUGGGUAGAAAAAAUAAAUGCAUAAAUAAAGCUUGAUUGUCUUU